Messenger RNA from Betta splendens (Siamese fighting fish), 3271 nucleotides. It is a transcript of the gene hgsnat, whose product is annotated as heparan-alpha-glucosaminide N-acetyltransferase. NCBI's taxonomy places the organism in Eukaryota, Metazoa, Chordata, Actinopteri, Anabantiformes, Osphronemidae. The transcript is spliced from 18 exons. The coding region runs from base 429 to 2171 and encodes 580 amino acids. The record is from RefSeq and is a predicted model, not a curated record.
AGGGGAUUUUCGCCAACUUAGUAAUACCCCUAUCUAUAAACAUGCCUGGUAAAUAUUUACCUAUUAAUAACUAUCAUGAGCCAUAAAGUCUGUUAGCUUUAGGCUAAGGGUGAAACAGCACCGACCACAGGAAACAGCCGACGGUGCAGAGAAACGCUCCAGUUGUUUGAACUUCCCUCCUGGUUGUAUUUUAAGGAUUAAUGCAGCAUGUGACUGUGCAGCCAUAGCUUCGGCUCUCUCCCAAGCCCUGCUCAUAAAGGCAGCGACGUUAGCUGCGUAGCUACAGACUGGGCUUUCGUUGUUUACUAACUAUACCCACAAAUAUCGGUCUACUUCGCGAGUCGAUAUGGAUCGCGUUUGUCCGUAACGAUCGCGGUGAAGCGUAGGUUGAAGCCGAUUCCUCUCAUCACAAGCACAAAGUCUUGAAGAUGGACGAGGCCCUUCUGACGGUGAAGAAUGAGCUGGACUCGGAGGUGGUGGUGUCGUGGGUGUCACAGCGCUGCUAUCAGUGCUUGUACCAGCGGCUGGGGGUGGUACCGGCAGCACCCAGUCUGGGUCAGCCCAGCUCAGCAGACUUUGUUGUGAGCACACAGCAUGAAAUCACACUUGAGCUCAAUAGCAGCGCUGUCAGCCUGGGGCAUUGCAAGGUUCCUUUCCACUUUGGAGAGCAUGGAAACUACUCUCUGUGGGUUAAAAAUCUGCCAGACCCCUCGCUGGUCAACUGUACUAUAGUCACUGAUGCAGACCCCGUCAACAGCUACAUGCCGAUCCUGGUGGCUUUCCUUGUCUUUGUUGGACUGGCCGUGGUGUUUGCCAUCGGAAGAGUUAUACUAGGUCUUGGUGUAGUGAAGAGCAUCCUCUUCCGUAUUAGUGGCUCCAUGGAGACAGAGAGGCUUAUCAACUCUGAACUUGGGUCUCCGAGCAGAGCAGCAGAACCGGUUACCGACAUCCUCCCUUCUCUGCCCAACCCCAGCAAGAGGCUACGGUCUUUGGAUACCUUCAGAGGGAUCUCCUUAGUCAUUAUGAUAUUUGUGAACUACGGAGGAGGUCGGUACUGGUUCUUCAGGCAUGAGAGCUGGAAUGGUCUUACUGUUGCAGAUCUGGUCUUCCCUUGGUUUGUAUUUAUCAUGGGAACGUCCAUUGCCUUGUCAAUCAGCUCUCUGCUGCGUACAGGAUCCACUCGCUGGUCACUGCUGAGGAAGGUUGUGUGGAGGAGCAUGCAGCUCUUCAUCAUCGGUGUGUUCAUCAUCAACCCAAACUACUGCCACGGACCAUUAUCCUGGGACAACCUGCGGAUCCCAGGAGUGUUGCAGCGUCUGGCCUGGUCAUACCUGGUUGUAGCCACCCUGGAUCUACUGGUGGCGAAAGGUCACCUGGAUGUUCUUACGAUGGAUGCUUGGUGGUCCCCUGCACUAGAAAUCUUGCUCUACUGGCCGGCUUGGUUGUGUAUGCUUGUGUUAGAAAUCAUCUGGCUAUGCCUCACUUUCCUCCUCCCUGUUCCAAACUGCCCAACAGGCUACCUAGGACCGGGUGGGAUCGGGGACAUGGGCCUGUAUGCUAACUGUACCGGUGGAGCUGCUGCUUUUAUCGACCGGUGGCUGCUGGGAGAAAACCACAUCUACCAGACUCCUUCAUCACGGGUGAUCUAUGCAACGCGCAUGCCAUAUGACCCAGAAGGUGUUCUUGGCAGCAUCAACUCCAUCCUCAUGGCCUUUCUUGGCUUACAGGCAGGAAAAAUAAUCUUACACUACAGAGAUCUACAUACAAGUAUUAUGUCAAGGUUCCUCAUAUGGGGUCUCUUCUUGGGAUUUCUGUCAGCAGUUAUGACCAAGUGUUCCGCAGACCAAGGUUUCAUUCCUGUCAACAAGAACCUGUGGUCUCUCUCUUAUGUGACAACACUGGCCUGCUUUGCCUUUGUGCUGCUGGUGGCGAUUUACUACACAGUGGAUGUGAAGAAGUGGUGGUCGGGAGCACCUUUCUACUACCCUGGUAUGAACUCUAUCCUCGUCUACGUGGGCCAUGAAGUGUUUGAGGAGUACUUCCCCUUUCGCUGGCACAUGACCAACAGCCAGUCCCACGUUGAGCACCUCACCCAGAACCUGGUGGCUACUUCCUUGUGGGUCCUCAUCUCCUAUGUGCUCUACAAAAAGAAGAUUUUCUGGAAAAUUUAGUCAUCGAUUGAAAAUUAUAUCACAGCUCGUUGUUUACGUCAGCAUUGCUGGAGUUACAGACUAAAAACAUUUAGAAAGCAGAAGACAGAUUUGUCACCUGGACUGUGAUGGUUCUGCUCUUUUGAAUGUUUUUUUUGUUUUGUAUUUUAUUUUGUCUUUUUUUACAUAUAUUCAGAUAUAAAGCAGCUGAUCUCUGCCAAAUAUUUUAAGUAACCGAGGAAAAAAUUGUUUAAUAUAAGUAUGACAUUGGUAUUGCUUUUUUUGUUAUUGUGUUGGAGAUGUUAAUUUCAGGUUGUUGGUGGGUAAUUAAGCCCUUGUUGACUUUCUUUUGGUAUAAUCCCUGUUGCCACCUAAAACCUGAUACUAGAAACAGUUUUGUUUUUUAUAAAGUUGUAAACUUUAAGAAUUACAAAAGGCCUCAAAUACUCACUUAAGGGAAAAAAGCUGUCAAGAAAACAUCAUGUUUCAUUAUUUCUGCUGCUCUUUAAGUGAUAAUACUCCAACAAGAGGAAACGGUGUUUAGUGUUUUUAAAAAGUGACAGUUAAGCACUUGCAAAUUUUGUUCCUGUUUUGUGUGUAAAUACACGUAUCAUUAAUCACUGUCAGUUACUAGGCCAGCUCUGGAGCACGUGUUUUCCAUUUGCAGUUCUCUGCUCCUCGCUGACCGUCCCGUCUCUCAGCGAACAGAUGGACUUGAUGCUGUGUAGCAUCAGUGGUCUGGGGAAAGUGAAGGAGGGCUUGUGGUGCCUUGUUUUUGUAGUUUGGUUAAUACAGAAGGAUGCAUGUGCUUGUUUUUUAUCACAUUUUCAGAAACUCACUUUAAAAGGAUUGCACUUUGAAUGGUGUCUUCUUACAUUUGCACCGUAUAAGCUGUGUUUUGCUCAUGCACAAUUCCAAGUUAUACAAAUCAGCAUACAGCUUACAAUUAGCCCCAAGUUAUUUUCUACAUGUAUUACCAGAUUUUGCAAAUCUCAUAAGAUACUAUUUUUUAUUUAAUGCUGACUUAAUUAAAUGAAUGUAUUCUGUCCAAAAAAUGUUAUUUUUUUUUAAUGUAAACUAACUUAAGAUGUGUUUAUUGAAUAAAACCCAAUUUUAUGGGU